AUGGGCCCGCCGGACGCCACCACCGGCGCCCUACCCAGCACCCCGCUCGCAGAGAACGACAACCUGGACGGGCUGUACCAGGACUCGCUGGAGCUCAUCAGCCGCUACCUGCGGGAGGCCGCGGAGCUCUGCGGGCCCGGCGGCAAGAAGCUCUUCAGGCGGCUGCUGAGUGGGCCGUGGGGCGCGGGCCCCGCCACCAUGGAGAAGGCGCUGGAGACGCUGCGGAGGGUGGGCGACGGCGUCAUUGAGAAGCACCAGAUCGCCUUCCAAGGGAUGCUUCAGAAGCUUGACAUCAAGAAUGAGGAUGAUCUGAAGUCAGUGACUGCUGUUGCAACCCAUGUUUUCAGUGAUGGAGUAACAAACUGGGGUAGAAUGGUGACACUCAUCUUUUUUGGUGCCUUUGUUGCAAAACACCUGAAGAGCAUAAACCAGGAAAAUUGCAUCAACACACUAGCAGGGAUUAUCACAGAUGUGCUUGUCAGAGGCAAACGAGAUUGGCUAGUUAACCAAAGAGGCUGGGUAAGUGAGAGAUUGCAGGGACUGAAUGUGACUAAUGAAGUUGUCCAUCAGUCUAGUAAUAUUUACCUAUCUGUGACUGACACUUGGUGACACCUAUGCUUGUACAUGCCUAGGGUAUACAGGGUGAUUUACCAGUCCA
This is a messenger RNA of Mauremys mutica (yellowpond turtle), 658 nucleotides long. RefSeq names its product induced myeloid leukemia cell differentiation protein Mcl-1-like. Bases 1 to 609 code for a protein of 202 amino acids. The record is from RefSeq and is a predicted model, not a curated record. Gene Ontology annotation, cellular component: mitochondrial outer membrane. The transcript is spliced from 2 exons. Lineage: Eukaryota; Metazoa; Chordata; Testudines; Geoemydidae. Gene Ontology annotation, molecular function: protein homodimerization activity; protein heterodimerization activity; channel activity. Gene Ontology annotation, biological process: intrinsic apoptotic signaling pathway in response to DNA damage; positive regulation of apoptotic process; mitochondrial fusion.